This is a messenger RNA of Paramuricea clavata, 318 nucleotides long. The record is from the annotation of a GenBank genome assembly. Lineage: Eukaryota; Metazoa; Cnidaria; Anthozoa; Malacalcyonacea; Plexauridae.
GUCUUCACUGGAACAAAUGGCGACCGUCCAGACGUCAAUGAUACCUUGAUUCUCUUUACGGAUGGCGAUGCACAUGAUCUGAGUACUGCCCGCGAACAGGCUGAAAUCUUGAAGAAAAAAAGUGUUCGCAUUAUCACAAUUGCGGCUGGCAAGGAGGAAUCAGUGCGAUUAUUCCAACCAAUAUUGAUUAAGAUGGCUUCUUCACCUGAAUAUGCGAUCACAGUCAACUUUGAAAAUCUGGAUUUCUUUGACUUUGUCGAGAAGGCCAGCAAAGCUGUUUGCCCAAAGAAGCCAGAAGUAGAAAAUAUAGACAAAUGA